This is a messenger RNA of Hepatospora eriocheir, 504 nucleotides long. The record is from the annotation of a GenBank genome assembly. NCBI's taxonomy places the organism in Eukaryota, Fungi, Microsporidia, Hepatosporidae.
AUGUUUUUAAAAGCUAUAUCGACUAUACUCGGACACACUGUAAGCAUUGUUGAUAAUGAACUAUCGGUUAUUGAAGAGUUACCAACAUAUACAAACAAUUCCAAAAUAUCACCUAGUAGUGUUCAGGUUUCAAUAAAUGGAAAUGAAGAAGUUAAUAUUGAACUUAGUUCCAACAAUCUUAACUUUGCUCUUGAAUCAUUUUCAGCCGUGUUAGAUGGUUGUACAACAAAAGUAGGUUAUAUUAAUGGUGUUAUUGAUGUUACUUAUGAUGACAUUAAAUACAGGGAUGUUAAAAUAGAAGGUAAAAUUUCUAUAACACACUUUGGUGAUUUUAUUGAAGAUGCAAAAAUAACUGGAAAUUUGAGUAUGACAUUUUCAUUGGAUGAAGAAGAUUCUUACAGAGUUGAAAAUUAUAAUUUAGAUUCUGAUGUAAAUAUAAAAUUUGAUCAAGAACUUUCAUCAUUUGAAAUGAGUGGUAAACUCUACCUUAACAAUCAAAUGUAA